Messenger RNA from Meloidogyne enterolobii, 307 nucleotides. NCBI's taxonomy places the organism in Eukaryota, Metazoa, Nematoda, Chromadorea, Rhabditida, Meloidogynidae. The record is from the annotation of a GenBank genome assembly.
AAUGAAAAACAACAGGCUUGUGGAAUUGCUCAACUCAUUACUUUCAAAAAUACCCAAAUUUGAAGAUGUAUUUGACGAGAAGAGCUUCUAUCGCCUUGUUUAUCUUGUAAUUGCAGCUUCAAUUCUUUUUGUUUUUCUAAUGGUUAAGGUAUUCAAAGUCCGAGUUCGUGAAUAUCCCUUCAAUUUACCCGAACGUGCAGGGUGGCGCGAUUGGAAACCAGCAAAUCCUUUCCAUUUCCCAUGGCAGCAACAAAAGGCUAGAAAACGGCAUUCAAAAGGAAGAAGACGAAUUCGAAGUGAUGAAUAG